CCGUUGGUAUAAGAGAUCAUCUGUCGCAGCUCAUUACAGUCAUUAGUGCACAACAGUUUAAGUUCAAGGACUGCCGUAAAUCGUUUGUUUGUCUCAGUUCAGGUGAGCUUGCGCACGCCGGCCCGCAGCGUGGGCGCGCCGCCCGCCGUCCUCAGUCAGAGACAGGCCCUGACGCCACUCGCACGAUCCGCACCGCCGCAUAAGCGCAACGAACGACUUCAAAAUGGCCACAGGACCAAAGAUUGUACACAAGCAGUUCAACUCUCCCAUUGGGCUCUACUCGCAGCAGAACAUACAGGAAACCCUCAACAAACACCUUCAGAACCUCGACAAUGGCACUGUUGGCAUCGACUUCCACAACCCCACAACAGAAAAGCCAGCGAAUCUUGCCAACUCAGCUGUCCUCCGUAUGUUGGAAGAGGAGGAACGAAACAGAAAAGGUUAUCCCAAACUAGACCCCACCCAAGUCCAGGCGAUUUUGGAGAACUUGGAACGCGUGAAGCACCGUUUUGACAACUUUUGGCCUCCGCGAAGUAAGAAACCAACUCGUUGUUGGGACGGUCAACUCAACUCCACUUCCUAUAUUUACCCUGAGUUUAUGAAGGCUACCAAAGACCAGAAAAAAGUAGUGUGGCCGCCAACCCCCGAAACGAACGGAUAUCACCAGUCGCAACAGCAGCAGAGCCCAGCGUUCUACAACAACGCGCAACACUCUCCGUCACAGCCGCAAUAUUCGCCACAAUCCUCUGUCCAACCGGCACAGCCCUCGUACCAAGCGCCUUACCAAACCCAACCACAAUCCCAGUCCUACUUGAACCAAGCGCCUCAACCCCAAUCGGGUUUCUGUGAAGGCCGCCGUCAGGAAACUACAGGGUUAAGCAAAUUAAUCCCAGUUGGGCCCGGUGUGACCGCCGCUCCCCUAUCUCCCACAUAUCGCCAGGUCCCCACAGGUCCGCUGUCCCCGUCUGCACAACCCUAUCGCCAGCAGCAAAGCCGUUGGGCGCCCGUACCAGCUCCUAUUUCACCUCAGCCAAGCAACCAGAAGCCCCAGUUCUCACCACAGUCGCAGUACUCGCCGCAGCCUCAAUACUCGGAGCCCGCUUACCAACCUCCCCAGAGGCACUUCGAGCCACCGCCGACUACCAUCACCCUUCGCCCACAACAACCCGUUCACCAGUCACCUUCGCCGGUGUUCGCUAGUCAACCCGCAGCAGCGUCUUUCCAAGGAGGCAUCAACAUGAGAGGCGAUACAAAAUGGCCCCCACAAUCUGUGAAGGAAGCAGUCGCAGCCGAAAACGAGGCCCGAAGGCAGUUGGCCAAAGGCCCUGCCUGCAGACCUCGCAAGGUACAAAAGGACUACAGUAACUUCUUCUCGCAGCAUGCCCUGAACCACAGCUACACCAGCUACCGCGUGCCGCCCGGCACACAGCACUAUGAUGACCACUCGGGCCGAUCGUCCUAUUAACUAAAUUAUAUUAACUAUUUAUAUGAGCGUCGUUUAGACUAUGAGGAAUAAGCCUCGCGGAAUUUAGAAACAUCUCAUAUCAAUCAUGCCUCAUCUGUCUUUGUUAAGACUACAUCAGUCGCUUGAAGAAACAUCAGAAGUAUACCGCACUGAUCGGAGCUCGAGUACUUGUAUGGACUUUACGAAUCAUUAAAGUCCAUGGGCAUGUACCGAAUAUUUUUCAUUAUAUUCAGUACUUUAUUUUAGAAAUAAUUUAUUUUUACGUAUAUCAUUAAUUAUAAUUAAGUUCAUUUUCGCCUGAAGUAAACAAACAUUUUUACACAUUAUCGUUCAAUAAUUAUACCUCCAUAAAUUGUGUCUACUUGAAUACGAACAUUAUAUUUUUGUGUCAAUGUGCGGCUUUAAAGUUACGAUUGUUUUAUAUUGCUUCUAAUGCUUUUAACAUAAAAUUCCAACUGAAUAUUGAAUGCGAAUAUAAUAAUCAAAUAGAACAUAAAAAUUUAAAUCUAUUAUUGGCUAAGCUUAAGUGUACGUACCUAGUCACGAAUAUUACGUCAAAUUAUUUUGUAUAUAAAAUUUUGUAUUUCAUUAUUUAAUUUUUUGUAAUGAAAUAAAAAAUAAAACACA
Molecule: messenger RNA, 2092 nt
Organism: Colias croceus (clouded yellow)
Lineage: Eukaryota; Metazoa; Arthropoda; Insecta; Lepidoptera; Pieridae
Product: extensin-like
Exons: 10
Coding region: 224-1465 (413 amino acids)
Source: RefSeq, a predicted model, not a curated record